AUGGAUGUGGAUUGCUUCAUUUAUUCGCAAAUCGAAGAACAGCUACAAAAAGAUAAGCAGUUGUUGCGUGCGACACAUCGACUCUUGUUGUUAGGUGCGGGUGAAUCUGGUAAAAGUACAAUUGUUAAACAGAUGCGUAUUCUUCAUAUAAAUGGUUUCAAUGAGAAGGAAAAAAAGGAAAAAAUGACUGAUAUACGUAGGAAUGUCCGAGAUUCUAUAGAGGUAAUAUUAAGAGCAAUGAGUGAAAUUGAUCCACCUGUGCAACUGGAUAAUCCAUCUAAUCAACCUAGUAAAGAAUAUUUAUUGACAACGGCUGUAUCGCCCGAUUUUGACUAUCCUCAAAUUGUUUACAUUAUUAAGAAAAAUAAUGAACUACAGUUUUUUCAUUUACUUUCGAAAAAAAAUUUUUUUUCGAUUUUCUACGAUCAUGUAAUGAAAUGCUGGGCUGACCGUGGAGUACAAGCAUGUUACGAAAGAAGUAAUGAAUAUCAGUUGAUAGAUUGUGCAAAAUAUUUUCUGGAUAAAGUAACCGAUAUUCGGCAAAAUGAUUACAAUCCUUCUGAGCAGGAUAUAUUACGCUGUCGUGUGAUGACUACAGGGAUUUUCGAGACGAAGUUUGAGGUAGAAAAGGUGCGAUUCCACAUGUUUGACGUUGGCGGACAACGAGACGAACGCCGUAAAUGGAUUCAGUGCUUUAACGAUGUAACUGCGAUAAUUUUCGUAUGUGCAUGUUCAUCAUACAAUUUAGUAUUAUGGGAGGAUGCAACACAGAAUCGUUUAAAAGAAUCUCUCGCACUAUUUAAAAAUAUUUGGAAUAAUCGUUGGCUCAAGACAAUAUCUGUCAUACUUUUUUUAAAUAAACAAGAUUUAUUAUCGGAAAAAAUAAAAUCAAGACGACAUCCGUUAGAAUCGUAUUUUCCGGAAUUCGCCAAUUACCAGCUACCUAGUGAUGCAUCUUACGAUCCAUCUGAUGAUAUAAAUGUUGUUAGAGCCAAAUACUUUAUUAGAGGCGAAUUUUUAAGAAUCUCAACGGCAGCUGGUGAUGGACGCCACCAUUGUUAUCCACAUUUUACAUGCGCAGUUGAUACGGAAAAUAUUCGCCGGGUGUUCAACGACUGUAGGGAUAUUAUACAACGUAUCCACUUACGGCAGUACGAGCUUUUGUAG
Molecule: messenger RNA, 1167 nt
Organism: Dracunculus medinensis (Guinea worm)
Lineage: Eukaryota; Metazoa; Nematoda; Chromadorea; Rhabditida; Dracunculidae
Source: the annotation of a GenBank genome assembly